Drechmeria coniospora is the source of this 1851-nucleotide messenger RNA. RefSeq lists its product as uncharacterized. Gene Ontology annotation, molecular function: RNA binding. Gene Ontology annotation, biological process: mRNA processing; regulation of mRNA splicing, via spliceosome. The record is from RefSeq and is a predicted model, not a curated record. The transcript has 6 exons. NCBI's taxonomy places the organism in Eukaryota, Fungi, Ascomycota, Sordariomycetes, Hypocreales, Ophiocordycipitaceae. Bases 1 to 1851 code for a protein of 616 amino acids. Gene Ontology annotation, cellular component: histone acetyltransferase complex; spliceosomal complex.
AUGGCGUCGAAGGUGGAUGCUCGUCUUAUGAAGUCGACCAAGUUUCCGCUCGAGUUCAGCCAAAAGGUGGACACGCAAAAGGUCAACAUGCAGGUGGUGAAAAAAUGGAUUGAGAAGAGGAUCACGGAGAUUCUCAAGAAUGAGGACGAUGUCCUGAUUGAGAUGUGCUUCAAUCUUCUUGCUGCCUCGCGUUGGCCUGACAUCAAGUCGCUGCAGAUCCAGUUGACCGGCUUCCUCGACAAGGAUACUGCACCCUUCUGCAAAGAGCUUUGGAACCUCCUGCUCAGCGCCCAGAGCAGCCCCAAGGGAGUGCCAAAGGAACUUCUCGAGGCCAAGAAGCUCGAGCUCAUGCAAGAGAGGGUAUGUCGUUGCUGCCCGCAUUCUGAAAGUACGCAUGCUGACCCUCAACGUGACAGAUGGAUGCCGGUCGAUCUUCCGAAAACACGCGCGGGAACAGGGAAGGCGACGAGAGAAAUCGCCGACAAGGCGCAGACACCUGGCAAGCGCCGGCGAGACGUGGAGAUCGUGCUGGAUUCCACCGCGGCAGGGGUGGCAGGGCGGCCGAUUUUGGCCACGAUCGUCAGAGAUCACCCUCGCCUGGACGCCGAGGCCGUGGACCCCGCGACACGUACGGCCGCGACAGCUACGUCCCCCGCGGCCGGCAGGGCCGUGAUGAGCACUUUCGACGAGGUCGUGGCCGUGGCCACUCGCCUUCGAGAGACGACCCCGCCCGGUCUCCUUCUCGCAACAGAACGCGUCGGCGGUCGUCCACACCCCCGCGCACCCGGGCGCCCGGCAAGCGCAGCAGGUCCCCGCGGCCGCACAACGACACACGCCAACGUGGCACGUACAGCCGAUCCCCAUCCAGCUCGCCGAGACGGCGCUCACCAGCUCCGAAGAGAAGGAGACGUUCCCGUUCGCGAAGCGCAUCAGUUGAUCGUGGCCGACGACGGUACUCAUCCUAUUCUACCUGCUCAUCCUCGCCCCGUUCCAGGGGACGCUCUGACUCUCUCAGCCGCAGCCCAUCGCGCAGCCGCAGCCGCAGCGAUAGCCGGAGCCGCAGUCGCAGCCGCAGCGCGCGUCGAGCAUCGCCUCCUCGCAAUCAACGCUCGCGUGACUCGCCUGUGCAGGGUCGCGGAGAGCGAAGCGAGAGGCGCCUUUCGGGUGACCGGCAUGGUGAACGUGACCAGGGGCGAGGACGAGCUCCUCGCCGUGGUGACCGAAAUUCUCGCGGAAGACAUGAUACCCCAAGCCGCAGGCGUAACAGCUCAUCCGAUUCUUCACCUUCCACGCAAACCACCAGCUGCCGCUGGGGCGGCUCCUACGGUAGCAGAGUACAAGAAGGCGCAGGCAAGGGUGCGGGAGCUGGUUGAACGUCGCAGGAACCACGAGAGAAAGCUGGCGGCACUCGAGGAGAGCAUCGCGUCCAAGGAAACAGCCUACCUGGAAAGCACGCCGGCGGGAAAUAUCAUCACGGGCUUCGACAAUUACAUGAAGGGACAGAGCGGCAUGGCGGCGCAGCGGCGCAGGACAGGACCGAUGGAUCAGAAUCGGGUCUUUGCUCGAUCGUCCAUAUCCUACAAGGCGAAUAACGCGGAGUCUACUCCGGGAUCGACGCCUGCCUCUCACGCGCCAACACCAAUGUCUGCGACGUUCCGUGACAGUGGUUCCGCCCAUCCAACACCGUCGUCAGGAAUAGCCAACAAGGGCACGAACAAAUCGAAGAAGAAGGAAAAGGAGAAAGAAAAGGAGAAGGAGAAGGAAAAAGAGAAGGAGAAGGAGGCGGAUGAGAGCGAAGGAGACUCGCAGACGAACAAGAAGCGAACCAAUUUUGGAGCGGCAAGAAAAUAA